Molecule: messenger RNA, 591 nt
Organism: Brugia malayi
Lineage: Eukaryota; Metazoa; Nematoda; Chromadorea; Rhabditida; Onchocercidae
Exons: 5
Coding region: 1-591 (196 amino acids)
Source: RefSeq, a predicted model, not a curated record
AUGCUAGUGGUUUGGUUUCUUCUAGCUGGCUUACGCCAGGUAGUAAAUAGUCGAUUUGGUCUACUUGGUGCUUCAUUAUAUAUGGAAUGUACACAUCAUUUACGAUGUUCAGAAGCAGAUCGAAUUCGUUGGUUUGAGUUACGUGAGCAUGUCCAUAAUUUGAUUGAAUUAGGUAAUAUUGCACGAGAAGAUGGUUACAUUAUUGAAAAAACCAAACUUCGUCAUUCAUUACGAUAUCGUGAUUAUUUAUGUGCUGAAUAUCGAACAAGUGGCUAUUUACUUUAUAAUGAUAGCAGUUAUCAUUUGCAAGUUGCAUGCAUGUGGGUAGGCGGUGAAAUGAAUGCAACUUGUGGACUGAUACCAUCAACUGAUAAGCCAUUCGGAUAUCAUGAACCACAGGAAUGGCGUCGAAUGCUUUUUUUGCUGCGUCGAAGUAUCGGAUGUUCAGAUGAAGAAAUACGUGAAAUCAGAAAAGUAUCAGAAUUAUUUUAUUGUACAGAGCGUUGUAUUCAAGCUGGAAUUGGUUACUUACCAAUGAUGUUAAUUAUGGCUUCUGUGAUACUAUCACUUUUAUCAUUUUGCUUUUCCUAA